CUGUUGUGCUGUCACUGAUGUUAUACAGUCAAGGGUGUAUGUGUCUGAAGGGGAGGACACACCACAAAAUUUUGGACAAAACUACAUUGAAUGCAGACAGGUUUACUGCACACACAGAUACUUUACUUUUGUUAAAUAUGCACAACUGCACUGCCAUAAUGUGUAUCUGUCUUUCAGGAGAGGAUGUUUCAGAGCUGCUCCUGACUGAAGAGUCUCCAGCCAGCGAUCAGUCUCUCUGAGGAUCACAGGUCGCCUCCUCACCUGAGCUCAUUCCUUAACCUGCCACAGAGUGUGGACAGAAGCCAGGCACAGUGAUGAUGGGGCAGAGCACAGAGGAGACCGAGCCAGGAGUGUGUGUCUGAACAUUAUGUCCAUGUUUCUACAGGAGGAGAGCUGUGGGAAACUGUAGAGACCUCAAAGCUCUGAAGAACUCAGACCACACAGGAUGACCUGCUUCUUUCCCACGUGUGGUGGCAGGGGCUGAAGCUGCCCAAAUAUUUCUGUGUGUGUGUGUGUGUGUGUUUGUGUGUGUGUGUGUGUGUUUGUGUUUGAGCACAGCCACAGGGAGUGUCUGGUCUGUCCCCGGCCCAGGGUGAGGUUGUAGCGGUCGCUCUUUGUGUUCCGGAUGCAGAACAUCCUCGAUCAGAACUUAGACAUGGCCACGGCUCUGCUCGCCGGCGAGAAGCUGAAGGAGCUGAUCCUGCCUGGCUCCUCCCAGGAUGAGAAAGGUGGGGCGUUGGCGGGGCUCAUGGUGCAGCUUAAGCUGGAGCUGCCCUUUGAUCGUGUUGUCACCAUCGGCACGGUCAUCAUCCCAAUCCUGCUGGUCACACUCGUCUUCACCAGGAACUUUGCAGAGGAGUCCAUAUACUGUUACACACCACACAACUUCACCAGAGAUCAGGCGCUGUAUGCACGAGGCUACUGCUGGACAGAGCUACGGGAUGCUACAACUGGAGUAGAGUUUCACCUUUGGCCUUCACUAUUUGAACACAAGUUCCUACCCUACGCCCUGCUGGCCUUCGCUGGAAUCAUGUACAUUCCCGCUCUGGGCUGGGAGUUCAUGGCCUCCACGCGGCUCACUUCAGAGCUCAAUUUCCUGCUUCAAGAGAUUGAUAACUGCUAUCAUCGAGCCGCUGAGGGCCGAGCUCCAAAGAUCGAGAAGCAGAUCCAAUCGAAAGGACCUGGCAUAACUGAGAGAGAGAGGAGGGAGAUCAUAGAGAAUGCAGAAAAGGAGAAGAGCCCCGAGCAGAACCUGUUUGAGAAAUAUUUAGAGAGGCGGGGCCAAAGUAACUUUCUGGCUAAGCUUUACCUUGCACGCCACCUGGCCAUCAUCUGCCUCAGCUCCAUCCCCAUUUCCUACCUGAGCGCCUACUAUGCCCGCCAGAGGCAGAAUGAGUUCACCUGUGCACUGGGCGAGCCCCCUGACAUUAGCAGCUACGUAGAAUUGAAGCUGAAGGUGAACUGUAAGCUGCCUGCUGUGCAGCUCCAGCGCAUCAUGGCAGCCGUAGAUAUCGUUAUGCUCUGCACCAUGAACCUCAUCAUCCUGAUUAAUUUGCUGCACCUGUUUGUGGUGCGCAAGUCCAACUUUGUAUUCGACAAACUGCAUAAAGUUGGUAUAAAGACACGGCGACGCUGGCAGAAGUCCCAAUUCUGUGACAUCAACAUCCUGGCCAUGUUUUGCAAUGAGAACAGAGACCACAUCAAGUCGCUGAACCGGCUUGACUUCAUCACCAACGAGAGUGACCUCAUGUACGACAACGUGGUCCGGCAGCUGCUGGCAGCGCUCGCACAGUCCAAUCAUGAUGCCACACCCACUGUGAGGGAUUCUGGGAUACAGACAAUUGAUCCCAAUAUGGAUCCCUCUGAUCUUGGAGUGGGCGAGAUGGCCGGGGAGCCGCUAGUCGUCAAACGGCCUCGCAAGAAGAUGAAAUGGAUUCCAUCAUCGAAUCCUCUCCCACAGUCGUUCAAGGAACCUCUCACUCUGACUCGUCUGGAAAAUCACACCAAGCCUGAAAAACCCAAACAACUCAGGAGGAAGACAGCGGCUGACAACUUCAUCGCACCACUGCUGGACACCAAAAGCACACAGCACCCUGCAACAAAAGACAUCAGCAAGCACACUCGCAACUUCUCUCUGGACGUCCACCCGUACAUGCUGACCAUCCGUAAGCCAAAGGUGGAGACUACAACCACAGAACCUCUACCAUCAGAGCACAACCUGGGUGCAGUGUACCUUGAGGGCACACACACUAUUGUUCAUGUGUCUGGUGCAAUCACAGAAACAAAGGUAUGCUCUCCAGAAGUGACCAACACUGCCUUUUCUACAAUGACCCUGCCCACCACCACUUACGUUAAUGGCGUGAGCCCGAAUCCUCCCUCCAGCGAAGACGCCCUCAGUCCCAAGUCCUCUCCUCCUCCCGGAGAGCCUCUCCACCAGACAGAAAACCCAGAGACUCAGCCUCCACCUCUGACCAGAGCCCCCACCCAUCAGCUGCUGAGUAUACACCACACUCUGUUCGAGGAAGACGAGGACGAAGAACACCGACGAACCAGGCUGGCUGAAAGACCGGGGGAGCUUAUUGCAGCUGGGGAAUGUUGAAGAUGAAGAAAAAGAGGAAGGAUGAUGGAGGUUUCUUUUCACUUGGCACUUGGCACACAACCAUGUCAAUCACCUUCUAUCUACACCUCUGCUCUUUCAAUGCACCUCUGUGACAGGUGGAUUAGACGAGUGAUGAGCGGAGAGGAGACUAGAGUGGUAAAAACAAAGUGACUCAACUUUAAGAUGUGAAAACUACUGAGGGUGGAUAAGACAGAGGGUUUGGGUGUUUGAAAAUGUUAACCAGAGUAUUAUUGAAGGAAGUGAUGUCACGUUCAUGUCUCAGGAUGACUGUGCACGGUAACACCCUCCGAUGAAACCAGCAGUGAUAUACUUCAACAGGGUGCUACAGGUACAUUUCAAAGGUCUAAUGAAAGACAGAGCAGCACUGAGGGCCGAGUGAGCUUUCUUAAAAAGUAACACACACCUUAUCAAUGCAUAUCUGCAAAAGAAAAAAAAAAAGCAUUUCUUCUUCAAACUUAACGUAUUUUAAACACAUAUUAUAAUGCUUAGUCCCUUUAUCCCACUUAGCUGAGUAGAGAGGUAGCUCACGCAAUACAGUUGUUGAGAUCUGCACAAUUUAUAUGCAACAGAUCACAAUAUGUUUGUGGCAAUAAUGUUUGCGCUUACUGCAUCAUCUUUCACAAAACGCUGAACAUAUUAAGACACUGUAUAUGAGUCACUGUCUGUGGGGUGUUUAAAAUAAGACCUCUUAUGGCUUCAUCAUUGCCAUUUCACCACCGAUCAGGAAUGUGUACCAGAACCUGACUCUGCCAUAUUUGCACGCCAUGAAUCGUAGGUUAAUUGGAGAAUCUUAGAAACAAAAAGCAAAAAGACUCUUCGGUAAAAAUGUCAGGUAUGGAGAGCAGUCUUGUUGGUAAAGUAUAGCUCUGAGAAGCUGCCAGAUUUGUUUGACAGGUACCAGAUACCUAAAAUAUGGUGCAAAGAGGCAGUGAUGUGGGUGUUUUCUGUGUCUUGAAGACUUAAAGCCAGCUCUAAAAUGAGGAACUGAGCUGGACUCACUGGAAAAGUGUGUGACGUUUGUGUUCUGCUGGCUUCUUGCUGUGAUGUGAAGUGAUGAUUAGACGUGAAAGCUUUCCAUAACGGAAGGUUUAUUACAGGAAACAACAUUUAAAUUGUCAUAUUUAGUCUCUGACACAAGAGGAACUUCUUUCAUUAACUAUGACCUGUCUCAUGUUGUGCUGUCAUUUGUUCUAAAAAAAUCUGAGGCCCUGAGCAGACAUGCAUCCUCAGCAGUUUUUUAUGGAGAUCUCGACUUGUUCUCCUAUUCAUAACUUGGGGUUAAAAAAGCUGUUAAUUUUAUGAUAAAAGGAUGAUUUUCUGAUCUGAUAAAACAGAACAAUGGGCGGGUCCCUAUGACAGACCAGACCAUGACAUGCCAUGCUGCCGUUUGAAGCCUAUUUCUGGUAUUUAGCCUUAAAACUGUGGGGAUACAAGUUCUGAUAAACUGACGUCAAGUCGAGAUCUCAAGAAAACAACUGAAAUGUACUUGUUAUCAUGAGAAAAUGAAGUAAAUGAUAUAUAUGGAAGCAUGUCCACUUAGGGCCUCUGUAGUCUAAUCGCAGGUCUGGUUUUAAGCAUCAAGGUGUGCUAGCACUUUUCACUGAAUGAUUGCACAAAGGGAUGGCUGCUUAUUAUUAUAACCUGUUAUUUUUAAACACGAUUACAGGAAUAAAGGAACUGUGUGCACUGCAUCACACACCAAUAAGACAUCCACUGUAGAGACCACUUCUUCUGGGGCAUUCAGUAAACACACACUAAGACUUAUAAUGUCUUGUAAUGGGGGGCUGCAGUUUAACAGCUUCUAGUCAUCCUUGGGAUGAAAGAAAUGAUUCAUCUCAUUGUAAUGGUACAGGGUUGGUCAAUAGUCUUAUGUUAGAUUACUCAAGCACACUAAAUGCAUCCAAAAGCACUUUAAGACUUGUAGCACGAGUGUGUGAGGGCAUGUAAUGUUUCAACACAACUCUGCUUAUGAAAAUGUUUAUUGUUUUCACAUUGAGUCAGUCACAGAAGUCUAAUGUUAGUUUAAAAGUGGAGAAAGGGGCCUGGACGACUUUGGUUGUAGUGUGAUAUGUCAAAAUGAAUACAUAAUAAAGAAACACUUACUUUCCAUAUAAA
Molecule: messenger RNA, 4735 nt
Organism: Notolabrus celidotus (New Zealand spotty)
Lineage: Eukaryota; Metazoa; Chordata; Actinopteri; Labriformes; Labridae
Gene: panx2
Product: pannexin 2
Exons: 5
Coding region: 626-2599 (657 amino acids)
Biological process (GO): monoatomic cation transport; positive regulation of interleukin-1 production
Molecular function (GO): channel activity
Source: RefSeq, a predicted model, not a curated record